Messenger RNA from Medicago truncatula (barrel medic), 1355 nucleotides. RefSeq names its product probable galacturonosyltransferase-like 10. Gene Ontology annotation, cellular component: Golgi apparatus. NCBI's taxonomy places the organism in Eukaryota, Viridiplantae, Streptophyta, Magnoliopsida, Fabales, Fabaceae. The transcript has a single exon. The record is from RefSeq and is a predicted model, not a curated record. Gene Ontology annotation, molecular function: glycosyltransferase activity. The coding region runs from base 74 to 1189 and encodes 371 amino acids.
UUUCAUCUUCCAUUUUCUCAAACCUUAAUUUCCUCAACAAUUUUUUUUGUUCUUUCAAUCUUAAGGUAUAGUGAUGUUAUUUCAUUCAAAAUCCACUCUUUUUUUGUUCAUCUUUUUCUCAUAUUCUUUUCUUCUCUUUCAAGCAAAUGCUACUAGAUCUCUUUCAAACAAUGUCAAAGAAUUUGAGGUCAAAGUUGAUUCAUUUAUACAAUUCAAAGAGGCCCCAGAAUAUAGAAAUAUGCAAAAAUGCAAAGUAGUUGAUAGAAAAAUUGAUAUUGAUCAAUAUGUAUGUGAUCCUUCACUUGUUCAUAUUUCAAUGACUAUUGAUUGGGAUUAUUUGAGAGGCUCUAUGGCUGCAAUUCAUUCUGUUCUCAAACACACUUCAUGUCCUAAGAAUUUGUUUUUUCAUUUCAUUGCAUCAGAUUCAAGAUUAGAGAAUAAAGAUGAGUUUACUAGGAUUGUUCAUGGUUCAUUUCCUUCAUUGAAAUUCAAAGUUUAUGUUUUCAAUGAAAGUUUAGUUGAGAAUCUUAUUUCUCCUUCAAUAAGACAAGCACUUGAGAAUCCAUUGAAUUAUGCAAGAAGUUAUCUUGCCGAUUUACUUGAAGAAUGUGUUGAGAGAGUUAUCUAUUUAGAUUCUGAUGUUAUAGUUGUUGAUGAUAUUCAAGAUUUAUGGAAGGUUUCGUUGACCGAUUCGAAGGUAAUCGGUGCACCGGAAUAUUGUCAUGCAAAUUUCACAAGAUAUUUUAGCUAUGAGUUUUGGUCAAGUUAUGAAUUUUCUGAGGUAUUCAAAGGUAGAAAAAAUAGGCCUUGUUAUUUCAACACUGGUGUGAUGGUAAUGGAUUUGAUGAAAUGGAGAGAAGGUGAAUAUACAAAGAAGAUUGAGAAAUGGAUGGAAAUUCAAAAGGAGAGAAAGGUUUAUAAGCUUGGAUCAUUACCUCCAUUUUUGAUGGUUUUUGGUGGUGAUGUUGAAGCUAUUGAACAUAGAUGGAAUCAACAUGGUCUUGGUGGUGAUAAUGUUGUUGAUAGUUGUAGAAGUUUGCAUCCUGGUCCAGUUAGUUUGUUACAUUGGAGUGGUAAAGGGAAACCAUGGAGAAGACUUGAUGCAAUGAGACCUUGUUCUGUUGAUUUUUUGUGGAAACCUUAUGAUCUUUAUAUGCCUCAUGUGGGAUAUGGACAUUCAUUGAUUUAGGAAAAAUUAAUUUGAUUUAUAUUUGUUGAUUUUUGAUUCAUUUGUAAGUGAUCAAAUUCUUUUAUUUGAGUGUAUAGAACAACCAAAAGAUUUUGUUGAUACAUAUUCAUAGUAGUUAUUUUCUCAUGUUUUGAUAGGCCAUUAAUUAUAUUUUUUCAUUUUAUCA